AUUUUAUUCACCCAAAUAAAAUGACAAGGUCUCUUUCUGUUGAUGUGAAUCUGAAUAGGAGAGGGUAUCCAUACUCAAGACUUUCCCAAGCAAUUAGGAAUGCUCAACAUGGGGGAGUAGACGAUACUGAAUGGAGAAGAGCUUUCCUCAAUACCCACAGGAGGAUUAUUUCAAGCAGUCUAGAGAGAAAGCUUAUCGAGUCUUCAAAUGUCUACACAGAGAAGAAUGCUAUUGACAAUAUUGUACCCAAGUUACAGAAGGGAGCAGAGGAGAUCUUUUGAAUCAACAGGAAUUAUGACCGCAGAGAUAUUUUCAGAGCAUUUUCUCUCAGGACCAUGAGCUUGUUAGAGAAGAGCGAGAUUCAGGAAAGCGACAAAAUUAUGAAAGCUAUGCAAAUAGUUCCCAGUUGAAAGAGAAUUAAGAAAGCUUUCAAACAAAUUGUGGAGGAGGGAGCUGAAAAUUUUCAAAUAAAGAAAUAUUCUUCACAUAAAUUGGCGUUGCUAAAGGUUUGUCUUGACUUAAGAGAGGCAUAUUACAAGACUUGCAAGCCCAUUUUUAAUUUAGCAAAACUAUUAAACACAUUAGUUCUUCAAAGAGAAAUUGCUGAGUAUCUUCAGGAAGAUCUCGCUAUUCUCUAUAUUAGAACUUUAACCAACCAAGAAAUUUAUCAAAAGUUGGGAUUACUCUUGUUUAAAGAAUCUUUGAACAGGAUUCCAGAGGGAUCUGAUCCUUCUACCACACUUAAUUACUCUUGUGUGCACUAUACAAGACUGAUUAAGGAAACAGAGUUGCUUCUCUCAGAAGUGACACCAACUCAGUACUAUGAGUAAACACAUAUUCUUCAGAUUUGACUAUCUUAGCCUUCAACA
Molecule: messenger RNA, 869 nt
Organism: Moneuplotes crassus
Lineage: Eukaryota; Ciliophora; Spirotrichea; Euplotida; Euplotidae
Source: the annotation of a GenBank genome assembly